GCCGCCGCCUGCGCGUUUCCACCGAGGAAAAGGAAUCGUAUCGUAUGUCCGCUAUCCAGAACCUCCACUCUUUCGACUCCUUUGCUGAUGCAAGUAAGGGUGAUGACCUGCUUCCUGCUGGCACUGAGGAUUAUAUCCAUAUAAGAAUUCAACAGAGAAACGGCAGGAAGACCCUUACUACUGUCCAAGGGAUCGCUGAUGAUUACGAUAAAAAGAAACUAGUGAAGGCGUUUAAGAAAAAGUUUGCCUGCAAUGGUACUGUAAUUGAGCAUCCGGAAUAUGGAGAAGUAAUUCAGCUACAGGGUGACCAACGCAAGAACAUAUAUGCCAGUUCCUCGUAGAGAUUGGACUGGCUAAGGACGAUCAGCUGAAGGUUCAUGGGUUUUAAGUGCUUGUGGCUCACUGAAGCUUAAGUGAGGAUUUCCUUGCAAUGAGUAGAAUUUCCCUUCUGUCCCUUGUCACAAGUUUAAAAA
Messenger RNA from Pan troglodytes (chimpanzee), 473 nucleotides. RefSeq names its product eukaryotic translation initiation factor 1-like. NCBI's taxonomy places the organism in Eukaryota, Metazoa, Chordata, Mammalia, Primates, Hominidae. Gene Ontology annotation, molecular function: translation initiation factor activity. Gene Ontology annotation, biological process: translational initiation. Bases 45 to 341 code for a protein of 98 amino acids. The transcript has a single exon. The record is from RefSeq and is a predicted model, not a curated record.